This is a messenger RNA of Hevea brasiliensis (rubber tree), 1520 nucleotides long. RefSeq lists its product as uncharacterized. The record is from RefSeq and is a predicted model, not a curated record. The transcript is spliced from 3 exons. NCBI's taxonomy places the organism in Eukaryota, Viridiplantae, Streptophyta, Magnoliopsida, Malpighiales, Euphorbiaceae. The coding region runs from base 242 to 1201 and encodes 319 amino acids.
UACCCGAUAAAACAUUCCACGCGUUAUUCAACCAUUUUUUUUAAUCUCACACGGUUGACAAACAAACCCUCUCAUUUUCAUAAAGUCACCCUAAUCCUCUCUAGCCAAACUUCAUAACCCCCUCUGAGAGAAUCAUUUUCUCAUCUUUUUAAUUAACAAUUCAGGCGUAUGACAGCUGAUUUAAGACACUAGCGGCUGUGCUUUUGGGCUUCGGUUGGAAAUUUUCACAAACACCAGUAAAAUGCACGCCAAGACGGAUUCCGAAGUCACCAGUCUAGCACCAUCGUCUCCCACCAGAUCUCCACGCCGCCCGGUCUAUUAUGUACAGAGCCCAUCACGGGACUCUCACGAUGGGGAGAAAACGACGAUGUCUUUCCAUUCCACGCCGGUGCUUAGCCCUGCGGGAUCUCCACCUCAUUCUCACUCCUCUGUUGGCCGCCACUCGCGUGAGUCCUCUACCAGCAGGUUUUCUGGGUCGUUGAAACCGGGAUCCCGGAAGAUUUCUCCCAAUGAUGCGUCGAAAGGCGGGCAGAAAAAGGGACAGAAGCAAUGGAAAGACUGUGUGAUGAUUGAAGAAGAAGGACUACUCGAAGAUGACGAGCGUGAAAGGGGUCUACCUCGUCGCUGCUACUUUCUUAUUUUUGUGUCGGGUUUCUUUGUUCUCUUCUCUAUGUUCUCUUUAAUUCUCUGGGGUGCCAGCAGGCCACAGAAGCCCAAGAUCACGAUGAAGAGUAUAACUUUUGAGCAUUUCAGCAUUCAAGCCGGCUCAGAUUACACAGGAGUGGCAACUGAUAUGAUCACAGUGAACUCCACAGUGAAGAUGAUCUAUCGCAACACUGGAACAUUUUUCGGAGUCCAUGUAACGUCUACACCUGUAGAUCUAUCCUAUUCUGAGAUCACCAUAGCCUCAGGAAAUCUAAAGAAAUUUUACCAAUCAAGGAAAAGCCAAAGAUCAGUAGCAAUAUCUGUAAUGGGCAAUAAAAUCCCUCUAUAUGGAAGUGGAGCAGGUCUGAGCAGCUCAACGGGAACGGCUACACUACCAGUGCCGCUAAAACUGAACUUCAUUGUCAGAUCAAGAGCUUACGUUUUGGGAAAACUGGUUAAGCCAAAAUUCUACAAGAGAAUCGAAUGUGAUGUUACUUUUGAUACAAAGAAGCUCAAUGUUCCAAUGUCACUCAAGAAUUCUUGCACAUAUGAUUGAUUGAUGAUAUGAACAGAGCAGAGCAGCCGCAUCAAGAUGAUGAAUUUUACAUAUUUAAUUUCCCCUUUAAUUCAUUGUUUGUUUCUUUUCGUGGAAAUGAGAAACAGCUGAGCAGAGCGGGCAGCUUUGAAGAUGGGUGGGCAAGGGGCUUUUCACCUUUUGGUUUCCCAAGUGCCCGUAGAAUUUGAAAACAGGCUGGAGUGGAUUCGGUAGUGACUUGCGAGCGAUAACUUUUCUUUUGUUCACUUUACUUUCUAUAUAUACUUAUGUUUUGUUUAUUAAUGUAAAAAGCAAUAAAUUAUUUACCUAGUUACUAUUA